Messenger RNA from Eimeria tenella, 4238 nucleotides. RefSeq lists its product as uncharacterized. The annotation marks the transcript as partial. Gene Ontology annotation, molecular function: transcription coregulator activity. Gene Ontology annotation, biological process: regulation of transcription by RNA polymerase II. The transcript is spliced from 5 exons. The record is from RefSeq and is a predicted model, not a curated record. Lineage: Eukaryota; Apicomplexa; Conoidasida; Eucoccidiorida; Eimeriidae. Gene Ontology annotation, cellular component: nucleus; SWI/SNF complex.
CAGCAGCAGCAGCAGCAAAGGCUCCACGCAUCUCUGCGUUGAAGCUUAUACGGCACUUGCUGCAGUUGCUGCCGCACACAGCCACAGAUACUCUUUUGCUGCUGCUGUCAGAAGCAAACCGUUUAGUGCAGCAGCUGCAGGUGCCUUCGCAGCUGCAGCAGCAGCUACAGCAGCAGCAAGAGCAGCAAGCCAAGGCGCGAAGCUCUUCAUCUCGCCGUGCAGGUUUGCGGCCCCGUGCAGCAGCAGCAGCUGCAGCAGCUGCAGCAGAGGCAGACACUACAGCAGAGAACGAGCUGCAUGCGUUUGCUGCUGCCCUUGGAGCUUGGAUUAAUGAAAACUGGCACAGGGCCGGCGCGGCGCUGCAGCAGCUGCUGCUGCCACUUGUUGAGGCUCUGGGGCUGCAGCAGCUGCUGCUGCACACGCUGGAGCGCCGAGCAUUCUCUGGGCAGCAGAACGCAAACAAGAAUCAGCAGCAGCAGCAGCAGCAGCAGAAGAUGGUGCAGCCCGCUGCUGCUCCUGCUGCAAUGUCGCGCAUGAAUGCAGCGAGGCAGCAGCUCCUGCUGCUGCUGCGGUGGAGACGGCGCUUGGGGCUACAGCGGGCUGGAGUGCUGUUUGCUGCUGUUGCGUCUGAGCUGCUGCUGCUUCCCGAAAGUGAAAGAGCAGCAGCAGCAGCAGAUCUGCUGCUGGCCUUGAGGCGCCUGCAGCCUGAUGAGCGUGAAGCUGCUGCUGCGGCGGCGCUCGAAGCAGCGGAAGCUUGGCGCAGCAGCGGCAGCAGCAGCAGCUUCUCCGCAAGCGGCAGCAGCAGCAGCAGCAGAAGCAGCAGUUCCAGCAGCAGCACCGAUGAAAAGGCGAAUGUGAGGCCUUCAGCUGUGCUGCUGCAGCGGCUGCUGCAGGACCUCGCUGCUGCUGUCAGACAAGAGCCGCAGCAACAGGGCCAGCAGCAGACGCUCUGGGCUUUGCUGGACCUGAAGACAGCAGCUCGUGCUGCAGCUGCUGCGGGGGACUUGUUGCAGCAGCAGCAGCAGCAGCAGCACAAAGCGGAGCAUGCAGCAGAGCUGCUGCAGCCGGCAGUUUCUCGGAUACUGCACGACAUCAGAGCUGCAGAUAAAUCCCCUGAUGUCUCGGAAUCUGCUGCUGCUGCUGCUGCUGCAGCUGCGAACAACUCCUCACAUUCAGCGCUGACAGCCGCUGCUGCAUGCAAAGCAGAUGCGGCGUCUCCUGCAGCACUGGCUGCUGCUGCUGCAGCGCUGCUGCGUCUCAGACAUUUGCUGCCUCAGCAGGAGGGAGCAACAGCGACAGCUGCAGCACGGCAGCUGCUGCUGCAACUGUGCAGCAGCGCCUCACUAAGGCAGCAGCAAACGCAGCGAAUGGAGCAGCAGCAGGCUGUGGGGCGGGCUAGCUUGACAGCGGCGCUGCUCCGUGCGCUGCUGCAGCUGCUGCAGCGGCAGAGCAGCGCUGCUGCAGCACCAGAGUCCGCGCUUCUGUCUCCCGAAAGCAGUACCAUUUUUUCUGCUGCAGCAAAGCUGCUGCACUCAGUGCGACGCUGUCUCCAUUUGCUGCCUCAGGGCCCUGCUGUGUCUAUAGCGCAGGAAGCAGCUAAUGUGGCUUUGCCAGCAGCUGCUGCAGUGGCUGCAGUGAGGCCUGCUGCAGCUGCUGCUGCAGCAGCAGCUGACGAAGCGCAGGAGACUCUGGCUGCUGCUGCAGCAUUGCUGCAAACUUGCUGCAGCAGAAUGCACCUACCGUCCACUGGAGAAGCAGCUGCUGCUGCUGCUGCGGGACCACUGGGCAAGCUGUCUGCUGCUUUGGAGAGGCUUCGGCCCGUUGCAGCAGCAGCAGCAGCAGCAGAUAUCUCAGCACUGGCCCGCCCCUUGGAAGACAUUGAUGCAGCGCGCAGCUCCUUAGCUGCUGCCACUGAGGCGCUGGCGCGGAGUCCCGCUGGCGCCGAAGCAGCAGCAGCAGCAGCAGCAGCUGCUGCUUCUGCCGCGGUUGCUGUUUCUUGUCCAGAAGAAGCAGACACGCGCGGUGACUUCAUGCCACCCGGUGCUGCUGCUGCUGCUUGUGCUGCUGCUUCUGCUGCUGUUUCUGCGCAAGCGAAAACUCUGUGGACAGCAGCAACGCAUGCGUUGCUGCAGCAGGCAGCUCCAUUGGCAGCAGCAGACUUGCUGCAGUGGUCGGGUGCUGCUGCGUCUGGCAGCAGCACAGGUUUGCUGCAGCAGCGCUUCGAAGUUGCCGGAAGAGCUUCAGCUGCAACAGCUUCAUCUGCAGCAGCAACAGGGAAGCCAGAGGAGACUGCUGCUGCUGCUGCUGCUUGGCUAAGGCUGCAGCGAGCGCUGCGGCUGUGGGAGAGCAAGUCAGCUCCUCGAAUUGCUGCAGCAGCCAGCCUCAUUAGCAGCACUCGCUUUGCUGCCGCUGCUGCAGCAAAAGUGGCAGGCAAGACGGGGACUGAAGCUGCGUCUGCAGAGCCGCCAGCAGCAGCAGCACCAGCAGCAGCAGCAGCAGCAGCAGUAACAGCGAAAGCGACUGGGGGCUUCAGGAAGUCGCUUAGCAAUGAGGUUGUGCUACUGUGGCUAGCUGCGGAGCUCCUAGCAGCAGAAACGGAGCAGCAACAGCAGCAGCAGCAGCAGCAGCAGGGCGUCCAACAACUAGACACUGAGCUAGCUUCCAGUCGCAUGCAGCUGCUGCGGGGCCUUCUAUCGGCGGCGCGUGCUGCAGCACCAAACAAGAGAACAGCAGCUGCUAGUGUCGGGCACCGGCUGUCGCUGCUGCUGCUGCUUCUAACAGCAGCAAAUCGUCUUGGCGCAUUUGACGCACUGCAUUGGCAGUCGCUGCAGCAGCAGCAGCAGCAGCAGCAGCAAUACUCAGCAAUAGAGGAAGAGGCGCGGCUCCAGCGAGAUUUGUUUCAGGUGCUGCUACCUUCUCUAUCUGAGGGCUUUGGCUUGCUGGCAUCUACAGAGCAGCCCAGCGACGCAGCAGCAGCAGCAGCAGCAGCAGCGGCAGCAGCGCAAACCUUGCAUUUGCUGCGGCAGGCCCGCGCUACACACGAGCCGCUGCUGCUGCAGUUAGCAGCAACAAUUGACAGAGCAACAGCAGCAGCAGGUGCAGCAGCACCUACAGCGCUGCAGCCAGAUUCUAGGGCUGCCCUAGAAAGAGCUUUGCUGCUGCUGUCUGAUGCUGCAUGCAACCAGGAGAGGGGUCGGGGCCUCACCGCAGUAGCUGCUGCUGCGCUGCGCCUUGCUGCAGUGCUGCAGCAGCAGCAGCAGCCGCUGCCGCAUAUACUCCGUGUGCUGCGCCUCGCCCUCACGGCAGCUUUUGGCCCAAACUCUCCAGCGCAGGAGCAACAGCUGCAACAGCAGCAGCAGCAAGAGGUGCAGCAGCAGCAGCAAGUUCAGGUUCGAGGGUGGGACUCAGAGGCUGAUGCCGCCUACCGAGAACUGCUGCAGCAGGCAGCUGCAGCAGCAGAGCCCAUGCUGCAGCAGCUGCAUGCAGCAGCAGCACGCGCUGCAGCAGAUGCCCUCGGGACGGAGCUGCGGCGGCUGCAAGGGCGUGGGCUGUCGGUGCUCGGUGUGCUGGACUGCCUUAACAAGCUCCGUUUGGUGCACUGCAGCAGCCCGAGCAUGCCAACGGAGCAGCAGCAGCAGCAGCAGCAGGGCCUGCUGCACCGUGCUGCUGCUGCUGCUGCCGCAUCGUGCUGCAGCAAACUAGCUGCUGCGGGAGACUGGCGUUUGCUGCUGAGCCAAGCGUCUGCUCUCUUGGGAAACGCGAGCCACCAGCUGUCUCCUUUGCACCAAGAGGUUAGCCGCACACUAACGGCCCUAAAGCUUCCCCAUGCAAACGAAGUCUGGACAGCAGAGGGCUUGCUGCUGGAUUUGCUGCUGCAGCGGCAAGUCCAGCAGCAGCAGCAGCAGGGACAAGAGGUGGCGGUAGAAGCAGACGGUCCUGUGCACUUCGUCUGGCGCUGCCCGGCAGCACCUACGCAGCGGGCGAAGCCGCAGCAGCAGCAGCAGCAACAGCAGCAGCAGCAGCAGCAGCAAUAUGGGUUGACAGCCCUAACAGCACUUAAGAGGGAUUUGCUGCUGCACUGCAGCAUUCCGUUCGUUACAGUAGACACCUGGCGCUGGGCAGCGCUGGACGAUGGAAGGGAGAAGCAGCAGUUCGUGCUGCAGCUGCUGCAGCAGCAGCAGCUGCAGCAGCGGCAGCUGCAGCAGCAGCAAGCGCAGGCUACGCAGUCGCUUGAGUAG